Messenger RNA from Daldinia vernicosa, 2889 nucleotides. RefSeq names its product alpha/beta-hydrolase. Gene Ontology annotation, biological process: lipid metabolic process. Bases 666 to 2849 code for a protein of 727 amino acids. The transcript has a single exon. The record is from RefSeq and is a predicted model, not a curated record. Lineage: Eukaryota; Fungi; Ascomycota; Sordariomycetes; Xylariales; Hypoxylaceae.
ACUUUUCACUUUCACAUGUCUUUGUUGUCAAACCCGCAACGCUUAACCUACACUAGUCAGGGGGAGCAUUCAUCCUCUACCUUCUCUUUUAUUCGACAUUCACUAGUGUCCAGCCGCUCGGAAUCAACUACCUAAUACACUGAUACAUAAGCACACAAGGAAUUCAGACUACAAUCUGCAUACUGACGUACUAUGGUAUUCCUUGAUCUCCGGGACCUACAUUGGCAAGAUUCUACCCUCACAAAUCCUUGUAAUAGGGGGGAUCGCUUUCCAUUCACCGAUUUACACCAGUGACACACCGACUCCCCUGGCCCUGCUUUGAUAUAUCUUCAUUUCAUCGGUAGCUGACUGCCUUGGAAUCCAAUCCGGGUUCGACCUAGUAUCUUCCCUCUAAGAAAACUAUGACGCGGCUUCGCUGCUGACGCGGUAUUGCAAACAUUACUGGGUUACUAGAUCUCAUUACUAGAUCACACCUAUCACACCUAGAUUUAGCGACGUCAAUCCAUUCGGUACACGAUUCGUUCUUUUUGAUUUGACAUUAUCUAAGCUGCAAAAUUUUGAUUCUGCCAGCUAUCUUUCCGUCUAAAGAGUUUAUACAAAGACUUGACAAAUAACCUUCGAGGCCAGAUGAAUAUACUUCUAAUUACAGGUAGUUGAACAUCGCAAUGGAACUUAGUACCGAUCAUAAUCAGGCCAGGUUGGAGCCGUCCAGCGCUGCUACUGUCCAAACAGCCGUCGAAUUCGCCCAACAAGAAGAGAAGCUUUCACUUCAGACAACCCAAAAUAACGAAUACACAGAUACGGUUGCCGUCGAGGCCCAGUUUGUGACGCCACAGGAUCCGGUCAUUAUCACAGCCGAUGGGAACCGGCUGCCUCCUGUCCCUCUUGAGCAAGCGCAUAAACUUAACAUAUUAAAAGAAGAACUAGAGCAUGGUGUUUCUAAAGAUGCGAUUGAUCAUGCCAACAACGAUGACCUCCCAUCGCCUCAUGCUGUCUCUGGCUUAGGGUCGGCAUCCUACGCCGAUAAUAAAGCAGCACAGAAAUCAUCCGAGGGUUCGUUGGGUUCGUUGGGUUCGUUACGGAGGUCCAUGCCACCGACAAACACGCACCCGCUUUUCCCUCCUCUUCCCUUGUAUGGACCGCCAUCUCUACUUCGCGAUAUACAAUGCUGGACCUUUCGGUUUACAUCAUUUUUUCUUAGCGCUGCCUUCCUAGGAGUGAUUGUCCUCGGCGCCAUAUUUACGAACAUACCUAAAGUAUGUUACAAGACCUGGAAGCGUAUAAACUUCCAAGACCCUUACGCUAAAAGGCCCUUUUACGAAGAGGAGAUUCGGAGGCAGACUGUACGAGAUAAACAGGAAAAGGCCUGGAAGAGGCGGCAAUCCCAGGCUCGAAGAAUUUCGGAUCAAGAGGACGCCCAAGGAAACGAAGGCUACAUUCCGACCGAAGGUGGGCCGGAUCCCGUUAUCUGCGACGUGGCAUACUAUGCGCGGAGGGUUGGUUUGGACAUUGAGGAAUUUCAAGUGCAAACCGAGGACGGAUUCAUUAUUGACCUAUGGCACGUUUAUGAUCCCCGCGAGUAUACCAGGUUGGAUGAUCAGGAGCGGUCCCACCGAGGACCAGAAUUAUUCACGGGCGACAACAAAAAGGUAUUAAGAGACACAAGCCAGAAGCGUAAGUUUCCUGUACUCCUGAUGCACGGUCUGCUUCAAAGCUCUGGCGCCUAUUGUGUCAACGACGAUGAUUCGUUAGCAUUUUACCUAUGCAAAUCGGGCUAUGAUGUAUGGCUAGGAAACAAUCGAUGCGGUUUCAAUCCAAAGCAUACCUUACUCGACUACUCAGAUCCUCGUAUGUGGUGCUGGAAUAUUCGGCAGAUGGGGGUCUUCGAUCUAUCUGCGUUAGUCUCGCGAGUAUUGCUUGAGACUGGAUUCGAGAAGAUUGGGUUGAUUUGUCACUCGCAAGGCACGACAGAAACAUUCGUAGCCUUAGCGAAAGAGCAGCGUCCCGAGCUGGGAGAGAAGCUCACGGUAUUCUGCGCCCUUGCACCAGCAGCCUAUGCCGGGCCGCUGAUUGGCAAAAUGUACUUCAAAUUCAUGCGCGUGAUAUCGCCGAGCCUCUUCCGAAUUAUGUUCGGUAUCCACGCAUUCAUUCCUAUUAUGAUGACCAUGCAUUCGAUCUUACCUUCUGGCAUCUACGGGAAGCUUGGAUACACUGUAUUCUCGUUUUUAUUUGACUGGACGGAUGCUCGUUGGGAUCGUGGCCUAAGGGACCGCAUGUUUCAGUUUGCUCCCGUUUACGUGAGCGCCGAAUCGAUGCGCUGGUGGUUAGGUAGGGAAUGCUUUGCCAAACAUAAAUGCAUACUCUCUACUAAGGAAGAGUGGCGGAGUGAGGAGAGCGACGAUGGAACAGAUGGACCUCUCGCCGAAACGGCCAGCAAGCGCCGAAGCUCUAUACUACAAAACAUGAAUAGAGAACACCUCAAGAAACCAAAAGGCUCUACCGCGUGGUACGACGAGAAGGUGUGUCCAUUUGCGCUAUGGGUAGCCGGAAAAGAUAAUCUCGUAGAUGGGAAGAAACUGCUGCGACGGUUCGAAAAAGGAAGAGAACCACAUGUCAGCGUAGUUCACAGCAAAAUACUGCCAGACUACGAACACCUGGAUGUUAUUUGGGCGAUGGACGCGGCAGAACAGAUUUUUGGGGAGAUUCGGGAAGUUCUAUGGAAGACUUGCGACGUUAGAGACAAAUGCAGAAUACCGAAAGGCUGCGAAGACGUCGCAGCGUGGGUACGGCCAGAAAAGGCCGAGGAAGAUAAUGAGGAUGCUGAGCAGUCGAGUAGCGAUUCGGCGUAAUCCUCGAUUGGAGCAUGAUACCCCCUUUGAUUUCUACAUU